UAUUAGUAUUAGAAUUUCUGUCCUCACUUCAUAUUUCAAUGAAGAUUAGGUCUUUCUUUUCAGUCAUGAUCGUUGUGGAGAAAAAAGAAGAAGAAGAAGAAGAAGAAGAAGAAGAAGAGGAUGCUUGUGAUGAUUAUGAUGGUGCUGUUCUUUUUAUUGACUAUGGUGAUGAUGAUGAAGGUGGUAUUUACUACAAUGAAUCUCCCGAGGAUGCUGUUGAUGAUGAUUCUGAUGAUGAAAGAUUAAUUGUAGGCUUGAAAGUGGUGAAUAUUGAAGAAGGGUCAUCGUUGCUUUUGGGUGGUGAGUGUGCGGUGUGUUUGGAACAGUUUCGUGUGGGGUGGCAUGCUAAGCUGCCAUGCUCACAUAUCUUUCAUCGAAACUGCAUUCUUCAAUGGCUACGGAUGAGUGAUUUCUGUCCAUUAUGUCGUCAUAAGAUGGCUUAGUUUGAUAGAUUCUUUGUUUGUUGAUCUUAAUUUUACCUCA
Messenger RNA from Quercus robur (English oak), 483 nucleotides. RefSeq names its product E3 ubiquitin-protein ligase BIG BROTHER-like. The transcript has a single exon. The coding region runs from base 39 to 443 and encodes 134 amino acids. The record is from RefSeq and is a predicted model, not a curated record. Gene Ontology annotation, cellular component: cytoplasm. Gene Ontology annotation, molecular function: ubiquitin protein ligase activity. NCBI's taxonomy places the organism in Eukaryota, Viridiplantae, Streptophyta, Magnoliopsida, Fagales, Fagaceae. Gene Ontology annotation, biological process: protein ubiquitination.